Messenger RNA from Dendrobium catenatum, 1571 nucleotides. RefSeq names its product pectinesterase-like. Gene Ontology annotation, biological process: cell wall modification. The record is from RefSeq and is a predicted model, not a curated record. The coding region runs from base 1 to 1515 and encodes 504 amino acids. Gene Ontology annotation, molecular function: pectinesterase activity; pectinesterase inhibitor activity. NCBI's taxonomy places the organism in Eukaryota, Viridiplantae, Streptophyta, Magnoliopsida, Asparagales, Orchidaceae. The transcript has 2 exons.
AUGGAUCCCAGCAAAGCCCCACUAAUCUUCUUCCUUCUUUCCUUCGCCACCCUUUCCUUCUCCAAUCCCACCAGCAUCGAUUGGUGGUGCCGCCUCGUGCCGCACCCAGACGCUUGCCGGCACUAUCUUGCCGCUCACACCCAUAGCCUCAAAGACUACUCCGACUUCUACCGGCUCUCCGUUAAAGCAGCCCUCGACCUCUCCAUCUCCGCCCGCAGCCGCAUCAAGCGCCUCGCCAAAGGCCUCAUCAACAGCGAUCCCGACAAGAUUGCGUUGCUCGACUGCUGGAAUCUCCUCGGCAACACCGUCACUAAGCUAAAUCACACUUUGUCUCUUUCGGGAGGCAACCGGAGAGCCGGCCUCGAUGCCCAGACUUGGCUCAGCGCCGCCCACACAAAUCUCUACACCUGUCUUCAUGGCUUCUCCGAUAUCCAUCCCAUCACGCGCUACAACGUUGUCUCCGAACUCGUCAGCAACUGUCUAGCCAUCAACAGCGCCGCCGCGAGCAUCCCGGAAACUCUGAAGCCGGGUUGGACAUCCUUCGCCGGUCGUCGGCUGCUCUCUUCUCGUGCGGAUAUUGUUGUGUCCCAAGAUGGUUCUGGAAACUACCGCACAAUCAUAGCCGCUCUCGACAUCGCCGCGGUUGAGAGGAGGAGCACAAGUAGAAGGAUCGUGAUUUACGUUAAGGCCGGCGUGUAUGAAGAGAAUCUGGAAAUCGUCAGCAGCCUUACUGAUAUUACAAUCGCCGGAGACGGUAAAGGGAAGACCAUCAUCACCGGCAACCGGAGCGCCGCCUCUGGAUACACGACCUUCAGCUCUCCAACCGUCAAUGUGUUUGGCGACGGGUUCAUCGCGACGGACAUCACGAUCCGAAACACGUUCGGUCCUGGCUCGCAGGCCGUGGCUCUGCUAUCCGGGUCGGACAGGUCCGUGUUCUACAGGUGCAGCAUCGAGGGUUAUCAGGACACGCUGUGCGUCUACUCGCAGCGCCAAUUCUACCGCGAAUGCGACAUCUACGGCACCAUUGACUUCAUAUUCGGCAACGCGGCGGCGGUGAUCCAGAACUGCAACAUCAUCGUCAGGACGCCGCUAAAGGGCGAGUCCAACGUGAUCACCGCGCAGGGGCGCACCGACGGUAACGAGAGCACAGGGAUCGUAAUCCAAUUCUCCAGAAUCACCGCCGCGCCAGAGUUCUGGCCCGUACACCGGAAGGUGAAGUCGUACCUGGGCCGGCCGUGGCUGCCCUACUCGCGCACGGUGUACAUGCAGAAUUUCAUUGAUAGUAUCAUCGACCCGGCCGGCUGGCUGUCGUUAAACGGCGAUCUUGAUACGGUCUACUAUGCGGAGUAUAAGAACACCGGGCCGGGAGCUAAAGCUAUGAGGCUGCGGGUUAAGUGGACGGGAUUUCAUAUCAUUUUCAGGCCGUCGGAGGUGACGCAGUUCACGGUGGAGAGGUUUCUCGAAGGAAAUACUUGGUUGACGGCGACGGCGGUGCCAUUUGAUUCCGGUCUAUGAUUCUGGAACACAAACGAAGAUUCAAAAUUUAAUGCUUUGUAUUGAAGUGUAAAUGA